UCAAAAGUAGAGGAAAUAAGGAUUUUGCACCUAAACCCUAAGUCGACCAAGCUUUAUCUUUUGCUUGCACUAAAAUGGCGUAAUUUGAGCGUUCCCGUACAAAAUGCAAUUUCUUUACCCAAUUCUUUCUCUUCUGCUACUGCUAAAGAUGGUCGAAAAGGGCAGUUUUUCACUUUCUGUUACCUCAAUCACAAAACAGACUUCGUUCUCUUCUUAUGUACAGCGAGAUGGGCUUCAGCUUUCACAACCCAUUUACCUCUUGCCUCCUUUGCCUUCUUUGAUAUCGAGCCCACUAAGAGCUGGCCCAAGAUAAAA
Thlaspi arvense is the source of this 315-nucleotide messenger RNA. Lineage: Eukaryota; Viridiplantae; Streptophyta; Magnoliopsida; Brassicales; Brassicaceae. The record is from the annotation of a GenBank genome assembly.